Messenger RNA from Anas platyrhynchos (mallard), 3113 nucleotides. It is a transcript of the gene FTSJ3, whose product is annotated as FtsJ RNA 2'-O-methyltransferase 3. Gene Ontology annotation, biological process: maturation of LSU-rRNA from tricistronic rRNA transcript (SSU-rRNA, 5.8S rRNA, LSU-rRNA); rRNA methylation; maturation of 5.8S rRNA from tricistronic rRNA transcript (SSU-rRNA, 5.8S rRNA, LSU-rRNA). NCBI's taxonomy places the organism in Eukaryota, Metazoa, Chordata, Aves, Anseriformes, Anatidae. The record is from RefSeq and is a predicted model, not a curated record. Gene Ontology annotation, molecular function: rRNA (guanine) methyltransferase activity; rRNA (uridine-2'-O-ribose)-methyltransferase activity. Gene Ontology annotation, cellular component: preribosome, large subunit precursor; nucleus; nucleolus.
GGGGCGCGGGGAACGCCGGGACGGCGGCGGCGGCACGCGGCGGGGCCGGAGCCGGGAGCGGGGCCGCGAUCGCGUCGGGGUCCGUGCCGGGGGCCGCAGGGCCCGAGCUCCCCGCGCCGCCAUGGGCAAGAAGACCAAAGCGGGCAGGAGCCGGCGGGACAAGUUCUACCACCUGGCCAAGGAGACGGGUUUCCGCUCCCGCUCCUCCUUCAAGCUGCUGCAGCUCAACCGCCGCUUCCAGUUCCUGCAGAAGGCCCGGGCGCUGCUGGACCUGUGCGCGGCCCCCGGCGGGUGGCUGCAGGUGGCUUCCAAAUUCAUGCCGGUUUCCAGCUUGAUCAUUGGAGUGGAUUUGGUUCCGAUCAAACCUAUUCCCAAUGUGGUGACGCUGCAGGAGGACAUCACAACCGAGAAAUGUCGCCAGGCUCUGCGCAAGGAGCUGCAGACGUGGAAGGUGGAUGUGGUGCUGAACGACGGAUCGCCCAAUGUGGGAGCCAGCUGGGUGCAUGAUGCCUACUCCCAAGCCAACCUGACCCUCAUGGCUCUGAAACUGGCCUGCGAGUUCCUCUGCAAAGGUGGCUGGUUCAUCACCAAGGUUUUUCGCUCCCGGGACUACCAGCCACUCCUCUGGAUCUUCCAGCAGUUCUUCCGCAAGGUCCAGGCCACCAAGCCCCAAGCUUCCCGCAAUGAAUCCGCUGAGAUCUUCGUGGUGUGCCAGGGUUAUCAGGCUCCAGACAAAAUUGACAGCAAGUUCUUUGACCCAAAAUACGCCUUCAAGGAGGUCGAGGUUCAGGCCAAGUCUGUUAGUGAGCUGGUCAGCAAGAAGAAGCCAAAGGCAGAAGGCUAUGCGGAUGGUGACACGACGCUUUACCACCGCUUCACCCUGAUGGACUUCCUCAAGGCUCCCAACCCUGUGGACUUCCUCUCCAAGGCCAAUGAGAUCACACUGGGGGACGGAGAGCUGGAGAACCACAGUUCCACCACAGAGGAGCUGCGUCAGUGCUGCAAGGACAUCCGCGUGCUGGGGCGCAAGGAGCUCAGAGCCCUGCUGAACUGGAGAACGAAAUUGCGGCGUUUCUUGACUAAAAAGCUGAAAGAGCAGGCAAAGGAGCUGGACAUCAACCUGAGCUCUGGUGAAGAGGAGGAAGGCCGGGAGGAGAAGGAGAAGAAAACAUCACCAAAAGCCACAGCUGAUGAGGAGGGGAAAGAAGAAGAAGAGGAGGAGGAGGUAGAGCUGGCAUUAGCAGAGAUGAAGGCCAAGGAGCUGGCAGAGUUGAAAAGAAAAAAGAAGAAGAUCUUGAAGGAACAGCGGAAGCAGCGUGAACGUGUGGAGCUGAAGAUGGAUCUUCCUGGUGUCUCCAUCGCUGAUGAUGGUGACACCAGCAUGUUCUCCCUCCAGACUAUCCACAGGACCCAGCUGCUGAAUGAGGUGGCCCGGGGAGACAUGGCAUCAGCAGAUGCCCUUCUGGAGAUGCGACCUGAGGACGAUGACAUCUGUGUCUCUGAUCCGGACGAGGCUGACGAUGUGUCCCUGGCCAGUGAUCUGGACCCAGAGGAGUUGGUGGAGAUAGAGGCUCGGCAGCGCCAGCUGGAGCGGGAGAGACGAGGGCAGGGUGCAAAGAGGGUGAAGCCUGAGCAGGAGGAAGAAGAUGCAGAGGAGAAUCCUCUCCUCAUGCCUCUGGAGGAGAAGUCAGUGCUGGAGGAGCGGCAGACCAGCCUGUGGUUUGGGAAGGAUGCCUUUGCUGGCAUCGAGGAUGAUGCGGAUGAGGACCUGGAGCUGGGGCAGUCACAGAUGUUGGCUGAGAGACAGCGCAAGUCCCAGACAGACAAAGCAAAGAGGAAAGGGCAGAAGAAGAAGGUUCCCCAGGAGGACACCAUGGCCGAGCCUCAGGCUGCAGCAGACACAGCAGCUGAUGCUGAUGAAGCACAGGCUGAGCAGAGCAGCGAUGACGAUGACAGCAGCAGUGAUGAGGAGAGGCCACCAACACCCGUGGAGAGGAAGCGGGGCCGGGUUGAGCCGUGUGGCUUUGAGGUGGUGCCCAUUGAGGACCCAGUGAAGAAAGCACGUGUCCUGGAUGCAGAGGGUCUGGCACUUGGCUCCGUCAUUGCCACCUCCAAAAAGGCCAGGCGGGACCUGAUCGACGACUCGUUCAACAGGUACUCCUUCAAUGAGGAGGAGGGAGAACUGCCAGAGUGGUUCACGGAGGAGGAGAAGCAGCACCGGCGCAAGCAGAUACCCCUGGACCGGCAGACGGUUGAGGAGUAUCGGCAGCGCUGGCGCGAAAUCAAUGCCCGCCCCAUCAAGAAGGUGGCGGAGGCCAAGGCCCGAAAGAAGCGUCGGAUGCUGAAGAAGAUGGAGCAGAUGAAGAAGAAAGCAGAGGCCGUGGUGAGCACGGUGGAUAUCUCAGAGCGGGAGAAGGUGGCCCAGCUGCGGCGCAUCUACAAGAAGGCCGGGCUGGGCAAGGAGAAGCGGCAGGUCACGUACCUGGUGGCUAAGAAGGGUGUAGGACCCCGGGUGCGUCGCCCCCCUGGUGUCAAGGGACAGUUCAAGGUCGUUGACAGCCGCCUGAAGAAGGAUGUAAGGGCUCAGAUGCGCAAAGACCAGAAGAAGAAACGCCGCAAGUGAUAUGGGACGUGGCUCAGGGCGCUGGACAGGGCUGGCUCCUGUCCCCCCAGCACAGCCUCAGGAGCUUCUGCCUUGCCCUGCUGCUCCCCCAUCGUGGGGACAGGGCUGGGACAGCCACUCGCUCCCGUAACUCAGUGCCUUCAUGUCAUUGCCUCUUGUCCCGCAGUGGGGCAGGGAGGGUUGAUUUGGGCUCAGGGCUGUAGCAUCAACCCCCCUGCCCAGGCUGGCUGUGUGGCUGCAGCUCCAGGGCUGUCACUCUUGCUGGUUCUGCUGGGGUGCUGCUCGGACCCUUGCGCUGUAGAGAUGGCAACGAGCACCCUUCCAGUCCUCGCUGUCCCCACAGGGGUUGUGGCCACGUUUGUCACUGAAGUCCCAGGGCUGCAUGGGGCUGUGGGUGUUGAGCCCUGAGGCAGGACAGUGCCUGUGGUCUGUACAGAACCGUUCCUCAUUUACAACAAAAAUAAACCCCAGUCUGAGGUUGUCUCUGGGA